Molecule: messenger RNA, 1592 nt
Organism: Quercus robur (English oak)
Lineage: Eukaryota; Viridiplantae; Streptophyta; Magnoliopsida; Fagales; Fagaceae
Product: protein argonaute 16-like
Exons: 8
Coding region: 735-1577 (280 amino acids)
Biological process (GO): regulatory ncRNA-mediated post-transcriptional gene silencing
Cellular component (GO): cytoplasm
Molecular function (GO): RNA binding; protein binding
Source: RefSeq, a predicted model, not a curated record
AUCUCUAUCCCCCUUCUUUUAUUUGCUUUGUCUCCCUCGUUCAAGAACGUUCCAGGCUUCCAGCACUAGCAGGCGCAGUUCUCAUUCUCCAGCCUCUCUCUCUGUUUCUUUUUUUUUUUUCUUUUUAACUUGAUUCCAGAGGGCAUUUGUGUAAAAAUGCCAUAAGUCCACUUUUCUCCCCCACAAUUUUCCUCCCAAAUGGAGGAAGAAAUUUGUGGCCUGGCAGAGAAAAUAAUCUCCUGGAUUUUCCUUCCUUGCUUUUUUCUUCAGUUUUCCAAGCAGUGAAAAACACUGUUUUCCUCAGCAUUUUCCAUCCCUCCUAAAAUUACCCCCACCAAACACAGUGGUAGUGUGCAGUCCACACUAAUUUUAAAAGUCAGCUUUUUUUAUUUUUUUUAUUUUUUAUUAUUGUUAGAUGGAUUUAUACGAGUUAAAUAUAAUUUACCAAUAAAAUAAAUAACUUUUGAAUGGAAUAAUGACUGAUAGGUAGAUGACAACUAUCUAGGGGGUUUUCAUUCCAAUUGCUAAGGCCUUGCUGGGGUAAAUAUUGUUGCGGAUAAAAGGUGUUGAUUGGGUGUGAUGGUGUGAACUCACUGGUGGAUAGGUGGCUGGGGGAUCUGGAGUUCAAGAAACCAGCUUCCACAAUGAGAUUUCGACAAGGGGCUGUGUUCAUUUCAAGUGCAGAUGCAGUUCUUUAGGUUUCACUUGGACUCGAUCUAGCCAAGGCUAAGAGAAUGCUGAAAAAUUUCAUGAUUAAGACUGCGCACCGGAGCAUAGAAUAUAAAAUAAUUGGCCUGAGUGAUUCUCGAUGCAAGGACCAGUUAUUUGAUAUGAGAGUGAAAAAUGGUGACGGUGCAAAUAAAGGUCAUUCUGUGGCUAUCAGUGUCUAUGAUUAUUUCCUUCAACACUAUAAGAUACAACUUCAAUAUUCUGCAUACAUGCCAUGUGUUGAUGUCGGCAAGCCAGAACGGCCCAAAUAUUUGCCUCUGGAGCUCUGUACGCUUAUUCCCGAUCAACGCUACACAAAAGCAUUAUCUUUGAUGCAGAGGGCAUCGUUAGCUAAAAAGUCAAGGCUGAAUCCUCAGGCAAGAGUACGAACUCUGAUUGAUGCUGUGGGAAACCAAAAAGAUGACCCUGUGCUUGCUGAGUUUCAUAUUUCUAUAGAGAAACAAUUGACUCAGGUUGAGGCCCGCAUCCUUGAGACUCCAAAGUUGAAGGUUGGUAACAACGAAGACUGCAAUCCUUGUAAUGGGCGAUGGAAUUUCAAUAGCAAGAAGCUUUAUGAACCUACUCGAAUUGAAAGAUGGGUUGUUGUCAAUUUCUCGACACCCUGUGAAACUUUUCUUUUUUCACAGGAGCUUAUCAACUGCGGAAGAGAUAUGGGCAUUCAUAUUGAUCAACCAUAUAGGCUGAUCGAAGAAAAUUCAGAAUUUAUUACUGAACCUGUUAAGAGAGUUGAAGAAAUGUUUAAACAGGUUAAAGAAGCUAGCAUGACCCAGGUUCAAAUCAUCCUGUGUGUCUUGCCAAAGAGGAAAAACUCUGGUAUGACUUCGUUCUCUGCCUUUAUUUCCUGUUGAGGAUUUCCCUUUCUU